AUGCGUUGUGAGGACAGCGUGGGAAAUGUGCAUGCGGAUUGGGAAACACAAAAACUUAUCAAGGAUGUAGAUGAUAUUAAAAAUACCAUCGAAAAUAUGCAGUUGAGAAAAAAUGCGAAAGAUUUGCCAAUGUUUGAUAUUCGUGUUGAUACAUUACCUUAUAAGUGCCGCACCCAUGGUGCCUAUUCCAGCUGUGCUGAAAUAACGGCCUGCACCGAACGCAGUGGCUACUAUUAUGUGCGCAUCCCGCAGUUCAGUAACGAAAGUUUUCUCGUCGAAUGUGAUGCCCAUACCGAAGGCGGUGACUGGACGGUUAUACAAAGACGUGAGGAUGGUUCGGGUGAUUUCUAUCGGACAUGGAACGAAUAUAAAGUGGGUUUUGGCCAGCUGGAUGGAGAAUUUUUCAUUGGCAUGGAUAAGCUGUUUGCCUUGACAAAUUAUCAAGGACCUCAGGAGCUGUUGAUACUUAUGGUAAAUGGUACCAACGAAGCUAAGGGUUAUGCCAAAUACGAUAGCUUCAAAAUUGCCAAUGAAGUGGAGAAGUACAAACUAUUACAGACGGGGCAGUAUACGGGUACGGCGGGUGAUUCGCUGAAAUCA
Messenger RNA from Musca vetustissima, 600 nucleotides. RefSeq names its product fibroleukin-like. The transcript is spliced from 5 exons. The record is from RefSeq and is a predicted model, not a curated record. The annotation marks the transcript as partial. NCBI's taxonomy places the organism in Eukaryota, Metazoa, Arthropoda, Insecta, Diptera, Muscidae.